CGUGUUAAAAAUGUAACUAUGUUUCGAAUCAUUUCACAAUACACCAUCAACAAUGUGUUAAUAAUAAUAGAAUAAAAAAAUUUUCUUAAAUUAAAAUAAACAAAUUCAUUCAUUUUGGACUAUUUUAAAAUUCCAUUUAAUGUAUUUAUGAACGUUUAAACACAUUUUAUGCAUGUAAUUUUGAAUUUUCGCUUUCGUUUGUUAAAAGAGAAUUGUCCCGCAUACACAUAAAAGCGUACGUCCAUUUAAAAAUUACGAUUCCAUUGUUCUUAUUGUCAAUUUGUUAUUCAAAUGACGAUUUAAAUAUUCAAUAAUAUUAAAACACUUUAAUCUUUCGGACACGAAUGCCAACUCCAAAGUCUACGCCAGUGAAUUAUAGUUGACAUUUGCUUCUAUUGGUUCUCAUUAUCAGUUUUCAUAAAAAGUGCAAAACGUAAUCAUGUUAAUUAGUUGUAAGCUACGCAUUUGAAGAUCUCUUUCAAUGUAAUUCUCGAGUUAAAUCAUUCUAGUCAGUGUCCAAGUGUUUCUUAUUGGAAUAUAAUGUUGUGCUAAAUAACAGUACUCGCAUAUUACGUUUAACCUCUUCUUUUAUAAUAGAGACAAAAAUAAAUUUGAAAAAUCUAUACAUAAUUUUUUUCGUUCAGUUUAUGAAUUCUUUUCUCUAUCGAAUGUCUUAAAAUGUUUUACUUUAUUUUUUUUUUUUUUUUAACAAGCUUGUCUAAUCUACGCAAGCAAAGUAUUGUUGAAUAAAAAGAAAAAAAUACAAAAUAUUUAUAAAAAGAUAAUCUUAUCCUCUCUGAUCUCAUCCUUUAUAAGACGAAUUAUAAUUUAAAGCUUAGAAUUGAUAAACAUAAAAAGAAAAAAUAAGAGAAUAAAAUGCCUGGUAAUCUCAGUAAGUUUAUUAAGCCAUUAUGCAAGGAUUACUCACAUCAAUGGAUAGAUUCGUGUAUUUCUGCGGCGAUGGGUCUCGGAUUGCACAGUUUACAAGAAUCUCUGAAAAUCUAUUCAACUGUAUAUAUUGCAAGUUUAUUAAUUAAUCGAAGAAAACUAACAAAAGAUGUCAUAAUACGUACGAUAUUAGGAAUCCUCCAAUCUUCAGCAUUUCUUUCUAUGACUGCAUUUAAUUAUUCCGCAAAUAUUUGUGCUUUAAAUCGCAUCCUGGGUGGUAUGAAUAUUUUGACAGUAUCUUUUUUACCUUCAUUUUUAUCUAAUUUAAUUACAAUUAUAAUAGAAAAACCAACUAGACGUACUUUAUUAUGCCUCCAUGUGUCAAAUAUUGCAACAGAAACCUUGUUUAAUAUGGGUGUUUGGAGAGGAUAUUUUCCAAGCAUUCCAUAUGGACAAACAUAUAUUUUUGCUGCAAGUAUAACUAUAUUACUGUACUUACAUCGAACUAAACGUAUCAAUCAAGACUCUAUAUACAAUAUUAUUAGGUUCGUCAUUGGUCCAUACGAACAGUUUCAAAAUUGUAACCAGAAAACUAAACAUUUACAAACUACUUCCAUUGAGUCUUCAGACUCAAAUCAAGAAUGUAAACGUCAUACUUUUAAUAUUAUUUUGAAAUCUUUUGAAAUUUACAAACAAAUAAUAAAUAAUUUAAAAAAUAAAUAUAAACAUUGGUCUUGUCCACAUCCUCAUAGCUGUUAUCAUUAUAUAUUAAUGAGUGGAACAAAAUUAUUUAGUUAUGGAUAUGGUAUUCAAGUAGCCAUUCAAUUAAUUCUUCAGAGUCAAAAUAUUUUUAAAAGACCAAGACAUAUAAAAAAUAUAUUAUUUAAGAAACAAUAUUUAAAUAUUGCGACAUUUCUAGGAGGAUUUUCUGCACUUUACAAAUUAACCUUAUGUUCAUUACGAAGAACAUAUGAUAAAGAUUCACCAAAAUUUGCUAUUCCUGCUGGAUUGAUUGCCAGUAUAGCAUUUAUUGCAUUUCCAAAUAAUACUUUAGCUUUAUACUUCAUGUGGAAAGGGCUACAUUUAAUCUGGAAUGAAGGAGUAGAAAAAGGAAUAUUUCCUGAAUUUAAGUGGUUUGUUAUUUUUCUAUAUAGCUUUUCUACAGCAGUACUUUUCCAUGCAGCUAUUGUAGAACCACAAAAUUUAAGGUGUUCUUAUUGGAAAUUUUUAUACAGAGUAUCUGGUGGAAGAAUAGCAGUAAUAUCACGUCUUUGUUUAGAACCCUUUGGUAUGAAUAGUAAUAAAUAUCUGCAAGAAGUAUUGGCAAAAACUAAUACCACUAAUCAACAUACAUUUUCAUUUUAAUUAGUUGGAUGAAAUUAAAAAAAAAAUCGUGUAUUAUAUUUUUCUAUAUUUACUAAGUCAAGGUUGCAUCAGGGUUGUUCUUCUAUCAAAACGUAACAUAUUGGUUUUUUAGAGUUGUAACUUUAUAAUCAUUGCAAUAACCAAAGUAUAAAAACAGAUAUUUUUACUGAUAUUUACCGAUAAUUUUUUCAAUUUUUCUAUUUUAUUACUAGUUUCAAGAUAUUUUAACCACAGAUUUAAAACCGUUAUUAUUCUGUUGUUGCUAUCAUUUUAGCAAAAUUAUACUAAAAUCACGGUAGAAAUAGUGUUAAAUCUGUAAAGUAAUCAUAAGAGGAAAAGAAUACGAUAUUAUAAUAAUCAGAAUUUAAAUUUCAAAUAGUGUUUGAUGUAAUAUUGAAAUCAAAAUGAGAACUAGAAAAAUUUUUUAAUCCAUUAUAAAAUAUGUUGAUAAUAAAAUCAUUAUAUAGUGUAUAUCUUGAAAUUAGUAUAUAUGAAUUUCAUUUUAUAGUAUGUAGUGAUAAUAAAGGUGCCUGGACUUUAUAAUUUUGUAUAAAAUCAAAUUAUACUUUUGUAAAUAAAUAUUUAACAGAACGUAACAUUUAUAAAUCUAAAUAAUAAAAAUAUAUGAUAAAUA
Polistes canadensis is the source of this 2887-nucleotide messenger RNA. RefSeq names its product transmembrane protein 135-like. The record is from RefSeq and is a predicted model, not a curated record. Lineage: Eukaryota; Metazoa; Arthropoda; Insecta; Hymenoptera; Vespidae. The transcript is spliced from 9 exons. Bases 877 to 2253 code for a protein of 458 amino acids.